GACGCCGCUGGCUCCCCACUGGGUAGACGACAGAAGCUCCGGGACCCUUCCUGCACCUCCGGGCGGCCCAGGAUGCUGCCGGCCAUCCUCCUCCUCCUCCUCUUCCUCCCGGGAGGCGCUCUGGCCCAUGCAGACCGGAUCAUCUUCCCAAAUCCCGAUGGGAAACUGAAGCCCAUUGUAGCUUGUGAGGCACCCCCAGCAGUUCUCUUGGAAGUGCAGGGCACCUUACAGAGGCCCCUGGGACGAGAUAGCCGCAACUUCCCUGCCAACUGCACCUGGCUUAUCCUGGGCAGCAAGGAGCAGACUGUGACCAUCAGGUUCCAGAAGCUGCACCUGGCCUGUGGCUCAGAGCGCUUAAUUCUACGCUCCCCUCUCCAGCCACUGAUCUCCCUAUGUGAAGCACCUGCCAGCCCUCUGCAGCUUCCAGGGGGCAAUGUCACCAUCACCUACAGCUAUGCAGGGGCCAGAGCACCCAUGGGCCAGGGCUUUCUACUGUCUUACAACCAAGAUUGGCUGAUGUGCCUGCAAGAAGAGUUUCAGUGUCUGAACCACCGCUGUAUACCUGCAGCGCAGCGUUGUGAUGGGGUCGAUGCCUGUGGUGAUGGCUCCGAUGAAGUAGGUUGCAGCUCAGAUCCAUUCCCUAGCCUGACCCCAGCACUCGUCCCCACCCUUCCCUGCAAUCUCACCUUGGAGGACUUCUAUGGGGUCUUCUCCUCUCCUGGAUACUCACAUCUGGCCUCAGUUUCCCACCCCCAGUCCUGCCUGUGGCUGCUGGAUCCCCAUGAUGGCCGGCGGCUGGCGGUGCGCUUCACAGCUCUGGACUUGGGCUAUGGCGAUGCAGUGCAUGUGUAUGAUGGUGCUGGGCCCCCCGAGACCCCAAGGCUACUACGAAGUCUCACGCACUUCAGCAAUGGCAAAGCUGUCACUGUGGAGACGCUGUCUGGCCAGGCUGUUGUGGCCUACCACACAGUGGCUUGGAGCAAUGGUCGGGGCUUCAAUGCUACCUACCACGUGCGGGGCUACUGCUUGCCUUGGGACCGACCCUGCGGCUUGGGCUCUGGCCUGGGGGCUGGAGAAAGCCCAGGUGAGCGCUGCUACAGUGAGGCACAGCGCUGCGAUGGCUCCUGGGACUGUGCUGAUGGCACAGAUGAGGAGGACUGCCCCGGCUGCCCAGCUGGACACUUCCCCUGUGGAGCUCCCGGCACCCCUGGUGCCACAGCCUGCUACCUGCCUGCUGACCGCUGCAACUACCAGACAUUCUGUGCUGAUGGGGCAGAUGAGAGACGCUGCCGGCACUGCCAGCCUGGCAACUUCCGAUGCCGGGAUGAGAAGUGUGUGUACGAGACGUGGGUGUGCGAUGGGCAGCCAGACUGUGCCGACGGCAGUGAUGAGUGGGAUUGCUCCUACGCCCUGCCCCGCAAGGUCAUCACAGCCGCAGUCAUCGGCAGCCUAGUGUGCGGCCUGCUGCUGGUCAUCGCCCUGGGCUGCACCUGCAAGCUCUAUGCCAUUCGUACCCAGGAGUACAGCAUCUUUGCACCUCUCUCCCGGAUGGAGGCCGAGAUCGUGCAGCAACAGGCACCCCCUUCCUAUGGGCAACUCAUUGCCCAGGGUGCCAUUCCACCUGUAGAAGACUUCCCUACAGAGAACCCUAGUGAUAACUCUGUGCUGGGCAACCUGCGUUCUUUGCUACAGAUCUUGCGCCAGGACAUGACUCCAGGGGGUGCCUCAGGUGGCCGCCGCCGCCAGCGGGGCCGUUCAGUGCGUCGUCUGGUUCGCCGGCUCCGCCGCUGGGGCCUGCUUCCUCGAGCAAAUCCCCCAGCCCGGGCCUCUGAAACCAGACCGCAGGUCACACCUGCUGCUGCUCCCCUUGAGGCCCUGGAUGAUAGCACAGGUCCAGCCCAUGAGGGUGGUGCAGCAGGUGGGCAGGAAGGGGAGCAGGCCCCUCCACUGCCUGUCAAGUCCCCAUUCCCACCUGCCAGCACAUCUUCAGCCCUCCCUACUAUCUCUGAAGCCCAAGGGCCACUACCCUCAGUGCCCCUAGAGCCAUCACUAUUGUCUGGAGUGGUGCAGGUCCUGCGAGGCCGCCUCCUGCCCAACCUGUGGUCCCCAGGACCAACCUGGACCCCUCCUGGACCCAACAUGGCAGUCCUGGCUCCAGAGGAUGAGGAUGAUGUGCUGCUAAUGCCACUGGCUGAGCCAGGGGUCUGGGUGGUCGAGGCAGAGGAUGAGCCACUGCUUGCUUGACGGCAACCUGGCUUCCCUUGGGGCUCUAGUCAAAGUGGCACAACCUUGGCUCAGCUUCUCUGUUGAUCUGUGUAGUGGCUAGAAAGUUAGGUGUUCCUCAGGCAGGGACAGGGCUCUUUAUUAGCCCCCUCUGUAUAUGGCCAGAAUCACAGUCCCACACCACCACCCUCUCCCCAUCCCACCACUAUCCAGGUGGCUUUAAAAAAUGUAAAGUUCUUAAAGGGUCAUAGGCCUGGACACUCCAUACGUGCCAAACCCUACCCAAAAGUGACCUUAAGAACCAGAAUGCCAGUAGACUGGAGACCCCCCAGCCCCUAAAUGGAGGUUUUGGGCAGGGUCUGAGGUUUUGCCAACCUCUAUCCCCAAAGUCCCAGCUCACAAGGGCUUAUGUCCCAUAGCUAGGUCAUUGCCCAGGAAAUCAAAAUUAAAAAAUAAAAGGACUGUGGCCCCAUGGUAGAGUGCUUGCCUAGCAUUCAUGAGGCCCUGGGUUCAACCCCCAGCACCACAAAAAUAUAAAAUAAAGGAAUCCUAAAUUUUAACAUUUUGCAAAUUAGAUGUGAGCCUGAACUCUGCCUUUGCCCAUCUCCAGUUAUGCUCACCUUACCUUGAUCUUCCUUGUAGAGAGGCCUUGGGUCAGCCCUGCUGCCCUCUUCUUAGUCUUUCAACCACUCCUGAUUUUUAUACUGCUCAGAAGGUAAGAAAAUUCAGGGAACCCUAAGGACCAACCCUGUCCUCCACUCACUGCUGGGGCCUAGCCCUAGAGUGGCUGACACCAGAGGUAAGCCACCUCCCUCUUUAUUAGCAGCAGGCUAGAAGUUGGGGAGCAGGUUGGUCCCUACAGCCAGGAAGGCUCCCAUUUAUGAAGUAGUGUCAGCACAGAUCACAGGAGCAGACUGUCCCUGGAGGAUCAGCCUCCUGCCCUCCACCCCCACCAGGCACUUAACAGUCUGUCCUUUGCAAGACAGAUGAACUCUCAGCCCAGCCCCCUCAAAGCUGGCAAAGAUUAGUUGAGGGAAAAGUAACAUUCAGAAUAUGAAAGUGCUAGCAUCACCACGGCCAAAUCCAAGAGGUCUCCUUGGAAGAGGGCCCAAAAUAAAUUCUUAAGAAUGCUGUCAGGGGCUGCUGGCAGAGUGCCUCAAGUGGUAGAGCUCCUGCCUAGCAAGCGUGAGGCCCUGAGUUCAAACCCCAGUA
Castor canadensis (American beaver) is the source of this 3435-nucleotide messenger RNA. RefSeq names its product LDL receptor related protein 10 (gene Lrp10). The record is from RefSeq and is a predicted model, not a curated record. Gene Ontology annotation, molecular function: low-density lipoprotein particle receptor activity; protein binding. Gene Ontology annotation, cellular component: plasma membrane. NCBI's taxonomy places the organism in Eukaryota, Metazoa, Chordata, Mammalia, Rodentia, Castoridae.